Molecule: messenger RNA, 1384 nt
Organism: Toxoplasma gondii ME49
Lineage: Eukaryota; Apicomplexa; Conoidasida; Eucoccidiorida; Sarcocystidae
Exons: 2
Coding region: 61-564 (167 amino acids)
Source: RefSeq, a predicted model, not a curated record
CUUCCCCAUCCGUGUCUCCGCUUCAUCUUUUAGAUAUCUGAGAAGUGGAUUUGCCGCAAGAUGAAUAUCUGUACUGCAUUUACCAUUUCCGCGGUUAUCCUAAUUUCCGCGCUGACGGACACGUUCCAGUGUUACGUGGAGGGAAUUGGCAGUGUGAAUAACACAGUGACAACAACGGUUAAUUCCGUCGGUGCCGCGGCGAUGAAUUCCAAUGCGACAUUGGAUUUACAAAGCCUUGAGAAGAACGCCGAGGAUCAGCGUCUAGUCCUCGAUGGCCCGAAAAACCCGAGCCAAGCCCUUAGCACCAGGAGACCACGGAAGGUGCUCAGCAGGUUGGCCAAGUCGAGAACUACGAAGGCGGCUGCUUUAGUCGCCAGUUUCGCUGGGCUAGUUAUAGUCGCGAUCAAGGUCUGGAAGUGCAGAAAACUGUGGCUAAAGGGCGGCAGUGGCACAAAAACUGAGGGAAACACUCGACGAAGACUGGCGGAAGAAGAGCCAACUGACGAGGAGUGUGUACGUCGGCUGUGCUCUGACCCGUUUAGCACCCUCGUACUACGCAGAUAGCUUCCUUAUAUGUGGCACGAGCUUGUGUCGAGGAUUAAAAUGCGUAUCGGUUAUGUUCUGAUACCUAGCUGAGCCACUGCGUGGCCGAGAUGUUGGAAAGAGGGAGACAGAGUCGGAGACGUCUGCUGUGGGUUCAUGACAUGUGGUGACGUUGCAGCAAAGAGCUGAUAGACAUUGGAGCACGCGUCAGAGGUCACCCGAAGCGCGACGUUGACCCUUCGCGUAGCAGAAAUGAUUUGCAGCGACGCGUCUGGGAUACCUGGUGGAUACAUAAAUACGAUUGCGGAUGGUGCAGGUGGGUGAAGAGUUGACAUGCACGCUGCCAGCCCGAAAAACAAAGAGGCCAUCCACUCUGGGAGCAAGUCAAGGAAACAGAAGCAGACGAAGACAAGAGACGUGGCUCCGCGUACCCAGGCGAGCUGGAAUUGCAUGCCGGGUGUCCUAGAGAUGGUUCGAAACUUCAGCCUGCACCGACCAGGGGGUACUACAUAGGUUACAUGGCAGAAAUCUGUUUUCUGCCCAAGAGAUAUUCGCGUGCUCGCUUUACUGUUUUGACUCCUGAUGGUCUCUGCCACUGCAGGCAGGCGGAGAGGCAAAAAACAAUCGUGUUCAUUCCGAAACAGCAUCGCGGUGACCAGUGCUGCGCGCAAGGAGGGUGACGUGGCUGUGGAGCAAUGCAUGUUCACUACAUAUAUCACAGCAUGCUUUGUUCGGCAUGACAACCCGUUUGGGGCACAAAUGGGGGAAAAGGCUGUUGCUGGUGGCAUGAACGCAUGCGGUGGAGGGGCGUCGAUUCUGACGGUGUCUACAGACAGCACUU